GAGGGUGGCUGUGGCCGCGAAGGAGGUGCCGCCUCAGCCGCUCAGUGUGGUCGGUCCCCGGGGCCCAGCAGUGCCGGUGUCUCUCGCAGUGGAUCUCAGAGAACAGCUUCUGGUCAUUGAAGGUGAAUGAGCAAAGUUUCUGGCACUUGUGUGACAAACAAAUCCUAACAAGGUGUUUCCAAGCCUGGAGGAGAUAUAUCCUUUGGAAGAGGGCAGCCACGCAGCUUUACAGACACCAGCUGCUUCAGAAGGGCUUUGGUGCUCUGCAGUGGCUUGUGCACCAAAGGAGGACACAACUGGAGGUGGCCCAGCAGAGACAUGCUUCAACUCUGCUAGCUGCCAGCUUCCAGAGGUGGAAGGAAGCUAUGGCAAAACAGAGCCAGAAGAAAGCUCUGCAGCCUGAGCCUUACUCCUAUAUCCAAAGUUCAUCAGCUGGGAUUUUUGGAGUAGGAAGAUUAGCCACUAUGACAACCUCAGCUCAGCAUCAGCUUGGAACAGGUUACUCAAAGGAAGUGGAGCAGGCUCAUAGGAUGGAGGGAGAGCUGUGGACACAGCUACGUCAUAGGCAGAGAGGAGAUGAGUUCUGCUGGGGAGUUGAAGCAAUCAGAGACAUGAGGCGGCUGGCUGCAGCUUUCAGACUGUGGCGCCUGCAGAAGGAGCUGCUGAGCAAAGAGGAAGCCAGGCUUUUGGAAGCCCGUGCUCUGCUGGAAAAGAAGAAGCUGCGAAACAUUUUCUGCAUGUGGCAUUCUCAAAGCUUGGAAAUGAAAGAGAUUCUAAGACUGACAACUCAAAUCCAAAGAAACUUGAUUUCCCGGUGCUUCAGUACGUGGAAGGAGACUGUUGAGCAGAAGGCACUUGACAGGUGCAACCUGGCCCAUCUCAGAGCAGUAUCACUGAGGAAGCACUUCCAGCAGUGGGUUGAGAUGCUGCAGGUCAGAGGAGGUGACAAGCAGGCCGUGGUGAACCUCUUCCUCCUACGAUGGAGGCAGCAUUAUGGAGCAGUUGUGAGCUCAGUAGCUGACAAGACUGUGACAAAGAGGCAUGAAGGUCAGACAUCAUGGACUGGAGAGAGACAGCUUCUGGAGAAAACAGUCUAUUCUUUUGAUGAUUUCUGCCAAAAGCUGAAGCUGCAGAGAGUAUAUCUGCUGUGGAAGACAAGGCUGUGUGAGCAUCACAAGGCUAAUUCUUUCUCUCAGAUUUUGGAGCAGAGCAAACUCAGAAAAACUCUGAAAUUAUGGCACCAAAAGUAUCUCAUGCUGAAGACAAUUGAACAAAGUUCUAAGCACUUGCAUAGAGCUGUCCAUGAGGAACCUUUUGCCAUGCUGUUUUCUGAGGACCUCUCAACAUCAUCUGGCUUUGACAGCAGUGCACCAGCUACUCUGACCUCUCAAAGCUCAUUGGAAAAGGAAUGCAGUCUUAGUGACAGCAGCCAGCAUGGCUUCUCCUCCCCUCUGACUGCUGAGGAUGUCACACAUAUGUCAUGUCACAGUUCUUUCCUUCAGCUCCACCAGUGCACAGAGCUGCCAGCUGAGCUGUGCUUGCAGAGCUCCUUCCCUGGAUCUGGAAGAAAUUGGUUUGUGGGAAAUCAGUUCCACUCUUCAGUGCUACAGAGUCCAGAUAAUAAUUCCCAGCCUCUCACCAGUUACUCUGCAUGGGAAGAGGGCUGCAGUUCUGACAAGGAGGUGAAGAGUUGCAGGCAGGAAGCAGAGCAAUGCUGCCUGCAGAGGUGCUUCAUUGUCUGGUCAGCUCAAACUCGACACCAUGUGAAGGCCCAGCAGCACUGCAGGCGUGUUCGGCUGUCUCGAGCCUUUCUCAGCUGGCAUCACUGGGUCAUGGAAAAUAAGAACCAAAAAGCAGCAGCAGCCCUAAAACAUGGAGUUCAUUGUGUCCAGAUGGCUUUCAGCCUGUGGAAAAGGAGGCUGGCCCAGAAAGUGGAAGUUGACCGGAGAUUCAGAUGUCAUGUUCACCAGAUGACUGCUGAUGCUCUGUGGCACUGGCAUUCCUGCUGGCAAAGGAAGCGUGCUCUGGGAGAACUGCAGCAGCAAUGGGCCUGGCACAGCUGCCAAGAGAAGAAGAGGCUGGUCCUGCAGACAUGGUAUCACCAAACAAGGAAGCAGAAAUAUGCUGUGUUAUUCUGGGAACGUUUUCUCCUGCACAGGUGCCUUGUCACUUGGGCCCAGGUCACUGCAUGUAAACUAAGGCAGCAUGAAGCCCUCUCCUCUUUUAAAAGAGUCAGAGAGCACCGUCUCCUGGUUGGGAGCUUCAUUAAGUGGAGGGACAAACUCUGGAGAGCUGAACAAGUGCCAGGAGGGAGAAACCACAAGUGGCAGGAGCCCUCUCCAGGCAGAGCCUGUCACCGCUGGCGAGUGGCUGCAAGAGGACAGCAAGCCCUGCGCCUGGGAUCUGUGGCUACUGUCAAACAAGCCUGCAACUACUGGACCAGAGCAGCUGCCUUUUCCCAGUGCUUACGGCAGCGCAGUACCCUCAUAGGUGUCAGGAAAAGCAGAAAGAUGUCCCUCUCUUGGCCCACGAAAAGCAGAAGAGGCAGAGAAGAAGAUUCAGCACCAACUGGACAUUUUCCCAGUGCCAUUCAGCGCUGGCUGGUGAUCUACAGGAGCCAAAACAGGGCAGAGAGGUUGCUGGAGGGACCUGAUGUGGUAGGACCUUCUCAUGCAUAUGCGAAGAUCCAGGAGAAUGCAGCAGAGGUGGACUUGGAGGAGUGGGCUAAGUCACUUGGUUUAUUUGCUGCUUUUGCCUGCAGGAGGAGAUAUCUGAAGAGGUGGCAUCACACAGUGGUACUGCGCCGGUGCCAGCAUGAUAGGAAACUGCUCUGUCUGGCAAGGGGAUGGCAUCAGUGGAGGGAAGCCAGCAGGGUGGUGAUACUGGCUCAGGUGCUGGACCAGCAGCGGCUGAUAGAAAAGGCCUGGAGGGUGUGGAGACAAAGAUAUUUGCAAAGCUGUGUGGUGCAGAAUCUUUUGAAGGAGGAAGCCAGGAGCCUCCUGUCUCAGGCCUUUGGGAGGUGGUGGCAGCUCACAGCAUUCCAGUGUAAGGACAAAGGAUCCUGCUGAAUGGAGGGGCCUGCCUGCAGCUGCUGCUCAAUUCAGGGCACGUGGAGGAUACAGCUCCUGUCACAACAAGGAGGUGGUCCUGUGCUGUCAAAAAAGAACUCUCUGCUCUUACAAUAAAAGCAGUGCUGCCAGUCAGAAGGAUGACAGCCAAAGAACAACCAGGAAGAGAUUGUACCUAGCUAAAGGUCCUCUUUAAAGGACUUGUAUCUUACAACACAAACAGAGCAAUACAAACAGAGAAGUUACUUACAGUUGUAAGGUUGCAUUCUCUUCUUCUCUGGACCAUGCUUUUGCUGGAGUUCUGAUUAACGGGCAAAAAAGCCUUACAGGC
Messenger RNA from Haemorhous mexicanus (house finch), 3399 nucleotides. It is a transcript of the gene C23H1orf167, whose product is annotated as chromosome 23 C1orf167 homolog. The record is from RefSeq and is a predicted model, not a curated record. The transcript has 20 exons. Bases 366 to 3068 code for a protein of 900 amino acids. NCBI's taxonomy places the organism in Eukaryota, Metazoa, Chordata, Aves, Passeriformes, Fringillidae.